Messenger RNA from Toxotes jaculatrix (banded archerfish), 5223 nucleotides. RefSeq names its product phosphatidylserine synthase 2 (gene ptdss2). The coding region runs from base 346 to 1851 and encodes 501 amino acids. The record is from RefSeq and is a predicted model, not a curated record. The transcript has 13 exons. Gene Ontology annotation, molecular function: L-serine-phosphatidylethanolamine phosphatidyltransferase activity. Gene Ontology annotation, biological process: phosphatidylserine biosynthetic process. Lineage: Eukaryota; Metazoa; Chordata; Actinopteri; Toxotidae.
CACGGAGCGACUCCAUGCCCAUGUGAUGUGCGUCUAGCGUGUGUAGACUGCGGUUUGGCUCUGUUUGUGGGUAUACCAGAGGCAGUCCCCAACCUAAAUACGAGGUAGUCAACCGCUAAACUACUUUUCUUUCUAUUUCCAAAACGGAUUUCGAGCGUUUGCACUGAUGUAGCGUUAGCAGCUCUUGAACUCAUCCGGAGUCAGUAAUCCCUGAAAAUCAGCUGGAUGCUGACAGUCACUUGGGUGGGGCUGACGCGGAUGACAGUACGCGGGAGCAGAGCUCAGGGAUAAACCAAACCGCACAGGAUUAUUUUAAAGCACCUUGGGCGGUUGGUCCGUGAAGCCAUGACCAAGCCCGAGUCGAAGAAAAGCGGCGUGGCCACGAUCAACGCCACCGGCAAGUGCGCCACAGCCGCAUCCACCGCCGAGCGGGUCAACAACGGCUCAGUUGAUCAGGGCUGUCCGGAUCAGAUCACGCCGAUCAAAGUCAAGGUGAUGAAGCAGACCUCAAGGGAGAGCCUGCACCGGAGAAACACGGAGUGCGAAGUAUAUGACGACGGGACCAACACCUUUUUCUGGCGAGCCCAUACUGUGACAGUGCUGUUCAUUCUGACCUGUGCUCUGGUCUACGUCACGCUGUUGGAAGAGACACCCCAGGACACGGCCUACAACACUAAAAGGGGCAUUGUAGCCAGCAUCCUGGUGUUCCUCUGUUUUGGAGUGACACAAGCCAAAGAUGGACCAUUCACCAGACCGCAUCCAGCUUACUGGCGGUUCUGGCUUUGUGUCACUGUCGUCUAUGAGCUCUUCCUCAUCUUCAUCCUAUUCCAGACGGUGCAUGAUGGACGACAGUUCAUGAAGUACAUUGACCCCAAAUUGGGGGUACCCCUCCCAGAGCGAGACUAUGGAGGAAACUGCCUCAUCUAUGACCCAGGCAACACCACUGACCCCUUCCACAACAUCUGGGACAAGAUGGAUGGCUUUGUUCCAGCUCACUUCCUAGGAUGGUAUAUCAAGACUCUGAUGAUCCGGGAUUGGUGGAUGUGUAUGAUAAUCAGUGUCAUGUUUGAGUUCCUGGAAUACAGCCUGGAGCACCAGUUACCUAACUUCUCCGAAUGCUGGUGGGACCACUGGAUCAUGGAUGUCUUGGUGUGUAACGGUCUGGGGAUCUACUGUGGUAUGAAGACCCUGGCCUGGUUGUCAAUGAAGCCUUACCAGUGGCAGGGCCUGUGGAACAUUCCUACAUACAAGGGGAAGAUAAAGCGUAUAGCAUUCCAGUUUACACCGUACAGUUGGGUGAAGUUUGAGUGGAAGCCUGCUUCAAACCUUCGUCGCUGGCUUGCUGUGUUAGGCAUAAUCUUUACGUUCCUCCUGGCAGAGCUGAACACCUUCUACCUGAAGUUUGUUUUGUGGAUGCCUCCUGAACACUACCUGGUGCUGCUCCGUCUGGUCUUUUUUGUCAACGUGGGAGGUGUAGCCAUGAGAGAGAUCUACGACUUCAUGGAUGACCCGAAGUUCCACAAGAAGCUUGGUCAGCAGGCGUGGCUGGUGGCAGCGAUCACAGUGACCGAGUUCCUCAUAGUGGUCAAGUAUGACCCCAACACCAUCAUGCUGCCCAUCCCCUUCUUCAUUAUGCAGUGCUGGUUACUAGGAAUCCUCCUCAUCUUUACCUGGACUUUAUGGCGGUUUUUCAUCCGUGACAUCACACUCCGCUACAAAGAGACCCGUCGACGCAAACAGGAAGUCCCUGCUGACCGGGACCGCCCUCUGGGAAACGGCAGCACAGCCACCCCUUCUGGGCGAAGCAAGCUGAACGGCAGCUCAGAGACAGUGCGGCAGAGGAAGUCCUGAGGGGGGGAUCGUGGGUCGGAGCCAGUCGGUCAGCAGCUGCUGAAGGGGAAAGGACAAGGUUUGAUGGGAAUAUAAUGAAAAGAAUGAAGGAGAAUCGUCACACAAAGACACAUAUAGAGACAAGCAGAUGGACACGUAUGUGAUGUGUAGACUGAUUUUGUGCCUACAUGAACCAAGUACUCAUUCAACAGAGGCGAGGGGUGGAAGGGGCAAUUUUCAUUUGGUGCAUUGUUUAGUUAUUGUCAUACUACAGGGAUUUACCUCAUUCUAUUUUUUAGGAACAUUUGGGGAAUUAUACACAUGACAAGAUGCGCGUUUGUGUUAUUUAUACAUGUGGGUGAUGAGGGGAAAAAAAGCAGAAUCCAAGACAGGCAGAGUAGUGGAAGGAGGGAUAUAGGUGAACAUGGAAGUAGAUGAGACUCUUGACCAUUAACUGAUGGCAGUUUCCAUUUUCUCAGCUGCACUUAGAAAAGAGGAGAGGAAAGUCAGGAACAUGUCUGCCACUGUAAAUAUGCUUGGUUCAGUUGCAUAAGUGCAGAUGAGAAAAAGGAGACUAUCUACUAUUGGACUAUCUGGAGCAGUUUCUCUAGAUGUAAUGACUGAUGUGGAUUCCGUUCAUUGUCCACUGCUAUGCAGUCUUCAGUAUCAACGGGAGUUUGGCGACAAUAUUGGCAAGCGGCGGUUAAAAUUAAGCAUGGUUACUAAUGACACAUUUCUGUUACGUUCAGUUAAAAUUACACUUUUUUUGGUCUGUUGAUUCCCAUGCAUUUUUCACAGUUAGUAGUGCUCUUUUCUUAGGUUUGGUCCCAGGUUUUGUUUUAUGCAUCGUUUACUUCUUGGAGACAGUAUCAGCUUUUCUUUUACAGUUCAGGUUUCUGAUUCCUGGCAGCACUGAGUCUGGAGGUCCUUGUAACUGCUGAAGAUCCUCCAUUAGUCACAGAGAGGAGAGGAAAACCGGCCAAAGCCGUUUUCUCUUCUCAGGCUUUGUUCUUGAAAAGAACGAGUUUGUAAAAAAGAAAAAAAAAAUCAAGAUGGACCAUAUUCUUGGUAUUUAACUGCUGAUACUAUACAUGAUAAAUGAUAUAGUUUGGGUGUUUUUUUUUUUUGUAGUUGCUUUGUUAUCACUGUUGUUAUUUCUUUAGGGAAAAUUAAUUAUGAACACUAGAUUGUACUCAAGUUCUUUUUUUGUGAAAUGAGAAAUCUGCAGCACUCUAAUGAACAGAUCCACGACAAUCACACUAACAGAAAGCUGCACUCAGUUUCCCUCUGAUAGAGACACGUUGGCUCACAUACAGCUCAGUAAUGAAUGGCAGAGAUCUGGGUGUUUCUCCACUGUCACAGGACUGUAAUUAAGGCUUGGCUCAGCUGUUGGCUCAUUCAGUCACAUCAGAAUGCAAAUUUAAUAAAUGAUUAUUUUUAUGCCAAAUGUUUCUCAGUUAACUCUUGAAUUUUAUUAAAAUUUCAUCUUCUGCUGUGCCUCAAUUAGCUGAAACAAAAUGAGAACCAACCUUAUUUUGAGAGGGAGAAAGGACUGUACAUUUAUGUUGAGGUUUGGGAAGAGAACAAACCUUUCCAGCUCGGUGGGGGGGUUGUCAUAUUGCACAUGCAAUCAGCCAAAGCUUAGAUCUCAUUCUUGCUAAAGCCAUAAAUGCCACCCAAACCCACUUAAGCCACUCAAACCGCUGUUAAACCUCAUUUAGAUUCCUUUUAGUUUCAACUAAAGCAGAGUUUCAAAGCCACUGGGGUCAGUCACGUCAGCGUACGGUUUUUAUGUUACAAACAUAAAUAGACACCCGGAGGUCAGACUGUUGAAACCAAAUUUACCUGAACAAUGAAGGUAUGUCAACAAUUGAAGACCCCCAGCUCUCAUUUCUGUAACACUGGGUGUUUCUGAUGUGAAAUCGUCUUAGUUGCUUUUGAUUUACUUGUCAGUUUCAAAGUUAUUAAAUGUAGAUGAACUUUAACCUUUAGCUGAUUAAUCAAUUUGUUGAUCAACAGAAAAUUAAUCAGCAGUCGUUUUGAAAAUAAUUGUUGAAGUAGUUUUUCAAUCAGAUACGCCCAACAUUCUCUGGUAGCUGCUUCUGUCUUAUGUGAUAGUGAACUGAAUACCUUUAGGUUUCGGCCACUGGUCAGACAAAACAAGAAACACGAAGAUAACAAAUUCUAAAUUGUUAAUCUUCUAAUAACCAUUUUUCACUAUUUUCUGACAUUUUACAGACAAAUGUAUUAGUCAAGAAAAUAACCUGCAGGUUAAUCAAUAAUUAAAGUUGUUGUUAGUUGCAGUCUUAGAUAAAUUAUCCAAAAAUUCCAUAGUGAUACAAAAAAAAGCUUUACAUUGGGGGGGGGGGGGGGGGGCUGGACAAACUGAAAAUAAUGCCCUUGCUGGAUAUUCACACUGUUUCCAGAAAAAAGCUUUGGUCUUUGUCUUCUUCAGGUCUUGUGGCUAUUAGAGAAUCAGUUGUAAACUUCUGUGUGUUACUCAUUGUGUCCCAGUGUCUGCAUACUACAUAGCUGAUGACAACGUAGGAGACAUCCGUGAAUCUAGCUCCAAACUUUCUUGUUGUAAACUAGGCUGGUGUUCAAAGAUACUACAGUUAUUUUCUUGUGAAUGUAAUCCAGCAGAAUCUGCUGUUCAAAGAAGAGGGCCUGGUCAUCAUUUAUCAGUUUAUUUUGCCGCAAACACUACAGUUCUUUAGUUUGUCAUUUAUGCAAAGCUCAUUUUCAUGCUCAUCCAGGCUGUUUGCAUAUUCCUCCCUCUUUUUUGAAUACAGAGAUUGCUGGGCAAAUUUAAACCCCUUAAAAACCUUUAGCUGAUAUGUCAAACUUUGUACUUAUCCUGUGCUGUGCUGAUUCAGUCGCUUGAGAACUUGUUAGAAGUUCAGAAAGUUAGCUUUUUUUCUUCCUUUCUUAAGUGAAAGCGUUUUAGACGUGGGCUGGGGAGUCACUGUGUACCUGUGUUCAUGCCUUGGAUUGUUUGAAGUGCUUUCAUUUGAAAUCACUGUAUACUUAUAACCAACCCAAGUCAUGAAUUUGCACAUUAGCUCUGGAAUUACAAAAUGGUGAAUUCAGAGACUGAACUCAUAAAUGAGCUGGUGAACGAAAUGGGAAUUGGCCCAAAAAAAAACCAAACAAAAAAAAACAAAAAAAAAAAAAACUUAUAUGUGUUUGAAGAUUGGGUGUAGUUUCACUUGCAGCCACACGGGGGUGGUAGAUGUUCUUGUCUCCUCGACAAUGAUCAUUGGCAACUUGCUGUAAAAGCCAUUUUCAACUUGGUUUGUGUAAAUGUGAACAUGUUAAAGAUCGUAAAACUGAAUAUGCUGCUGCACCACAGAAUUUUAUAAUGUUUUCAAUAAAAUCAAAUGAAAACCUGAA